This is a messenger RNA of Vicugna pacos (alpaca), 3305 nucleotides long. Lineage: Eukaryota; Metazoa; Chordata; Mammalia; Artiodactyla; Camelidae. The record is from RefSeq and is a predicted model, not a curated record.
GUAAAUGUGUGUAUAUAUACACAUAUAGUUAAAUAUACACACAAGUCUAUUUUCAUUCUAUUCCUAUAGUAGAUGUCAAUUGAGGUGGCUGUAUGAUUCACCAUAUCUUUUUCAAUAAAUAUUUUGUCCAUAGCUAACCUUGUGAGCAAACAAGACACUGUAGAUGUCUUCUCAGGAUUUCUAAAUAUUCUUCACCCCAAAGCAGGUUUAUGAAGAUGGACCAAAAACCCACAGCCACACUGCUAGAACUUGCUGCAAAGAGUCUGCUGAGUAAUGAGCCUGCAGCUAUCCAUGUGCUGAACGAAAUCCCAAGAGACCUCUUUGUUCCCUUGUUCAACGCUGCCUUCUUGGGUAGGCAUAAGCAGAUGCUAAAGGCAAUGGUGAGGAUUUGGCCUUUUUGCUGUCUCCAUAUUGGGUCACUGAAUGCUCGAGAAUCAUACUAUGAAAUCGUGGAAGCCAUGAUUGAUGGUCUGCAGAUCCUCCCAGCCCAGAACUCUUCCUCUUGGCGGCCAAAACUGAGGAUCUUAGAUUUAAGAUACGACUUGGACUGUGGGACAACAUGCUCUGAGAUCAGGACCACAUUCCCUUUCUGUCUUCAGUCAUGCAUUUACUCUCAGCACUCUAUCCUUAAAAUAGAAGAAGCUCAGAAUAAUGUCAGGUGCCUUGGGAUUGGUAAUUCAGCAUCUAAGCCUCACUUAGCUCAGGAACCGAUGGAAUUAAUAGUAGAUAUUUCCCUCAAUGGUACCUUGAGAACAGAGCAGUUUCUUUCUUUACUUCUUAGUAAAGUUGAGCAGAGCUCGGGGUCCCUGCACCUCUGCUGCAGAGAUUUGCAAAUUGAUACAGUAUCUGCCCAUAAAACUAUCCUGCAGUUUCUGGAUCUGGGAUGCAUUGAACACCUGGAAAUUGAUCAGACUUAUCUGAAUGAAGUUACCACUCUUUUGACUCAGGUGAACCACCUUAGUGGCCUCAGUCUUUCUAACAUCCCCUUUAAAUCUUAUAAGGGAAGAAAUUUCAGAUCUUUCCUCAUCUGGCUUGGGCGGCUGGACACCCUCCAGGAGCUCAGCUUGUCUUACUUCUGCCUCACAAAUCAACUGUACAAACUGCUCAGAGUCCUGCCACCUUGGAUGGAUACAUUGUAUCUAUCUUUCUGUGGCCUUUCCAACAGAGAUGUCAUUGUCCUGUCCCAGAGCUCUCAGGCCACCCAUCUAAGGGUAUUGAAUCUCAGUAACAACCAGAUAUUCUCAGAAGUUGAUGAGCCCUUCCUGACUCUGUUGGAGAAGGUCUCAGACACUCUGGAACAUCUGGAGGUAAAUAAUUGCUUCAUUACUGAUUCAACUCUCUCUGCUAUCCUCCCAGCCCUAAGUCUCUGUUCCAAGCUCUAUUUCCUUAGCUUUGCCUUCAACCCCAUUACGAUGCCUGCACUCAAAAGCCUUCUGCAGCACUUGGCACCCUUGAGGAGGCUGAAGCAUGUGAUUUAUCCUGUCCCUGUCCAUUGCUACGAUGAAUGGAAUUUUCUUGAGACUUUGGACCGGCGCAAACUUGCUGAAGCUCAGGCCCAGGUGAACGUGAUGCUGAAGGAAGUACAGCGGGAGGAUAUGAAAUGGACCUCUUGUUGUGAUUGAUUUCCACACAAGGUGUACAAGGUGUUGUUUCAACACUGACAUGUGGCCAUUUAAGCAUUCAUUGUUAUGCCUGAAGCCCGAAUUUGUAGAGACACAUAGAUAAAGUUCUACUGUUCCAGGAAACUGGAGUUAGGAACACUGGAUAUGUAACUGACCUCUAUAAAAGAGGAACUUUAAAAAGGAAAUAGAGAGGUUUGAAAGGUCCUCUGGAUGUCUUGCCCACUGCUGUCUACAUCUUCUGGUUACUAACCACAGUGUUAAGUAUGUGAAAUAAGCUAACCCAGUCAUGACACGUCAUUUCAUUCUCCACACUGACUGGCCCAUUUAUCCAUUUAUGGGCACUUGACACAAGUCAGAUCAGUUGAAACUCUAGAUGUGGUAGUUGUUGAAGCCAAUAUGUUUACCAUGCAAACUUGUAUUUCUGAUUGCCUCAGGUUGCUUCAAAGAAACCAUGUGCAAGCAAAGGAAACACACUAUGUCCACUAUCUACUGGUACCUUCAUCAACAUGUUGCUGCCUGGUUUCCCAGGUCUUAGACCCCUGGCUCAGUCUUUCCUUAUUCUACAUGCAUUCAUCAAGCAUCUGUUAUGAUUUAGGCACUGUUCCAGAUGCUAAGAAAAAGUCCCUGAUCUCAGUCAGAGUGUAAGAUGUUUCUGUGGUUUAUCAUUUUCUCCACUCUUUCCUGGAGCAUUUGAAAAAUUAUUUAUCCCCCCAUAGCCCAAUUUUCCCCCACUCUUUCCCUCACAUACUCCUCUUAAGCCAUAUUGACCUCUUCAUGCUAUUGGAUAACUGCUUAGUCCUCAGGUCAUGGCUUAAAUGUUACCUCCUCAGAUAGGUUUUCUCUUAUUUCCCUAUUAAAGUAGGUUUAUUCUACCAUUGCUCUCUCUUAAUGUACCAGGUACAUUACCUUCAUGGUACACAUUAUUCCACAUGCAUUUGCUCCCUCUUCUCUUCCAUUAGAAUUGCAUUGUUGAGUAUGGUACACACUAACCAUCUGUGGCUACUGAGCUCUAGAAAUUUGACUACUUUCCAAAGUGAUGUACUCUGAAUGUUAAAUGCACACUGUAUAACCAAGAGUUAGUAAGAAACAAAGGAUGUAGAAUAACUAAUUGAUAAUUUACUUGUACUGCUUAUGUAAUGUAAUAACAUGCUGCAUAUCCAAGACAGUAAAGGAAAAAGAAUGUCAAUUAAGCUGUUUAUAUUGUUAAAGUUGAAAUGAUAGCAUUGUAUUUCAAAGAUUUAGUAAGAAAAUAUGUUAAAAUAAUUACCUGAUUAUAUGUUUACAUGUCAAAGUGGUAAACCUUUGCAUUUUAAAACUUAUUGAGAAAAAUAAUGUAAAGUUAAUAGAUUGUUCCUCUUGUUUACAUGUUGAAAUAGUAAAAUAGAAAAUGUCAGUGAUUUGGUACAAGAAAAGAAUGGAAAUGUCAGUAGUUUGUGUAUAGUGUUUCCUUGUUGAAAUGAAAGCAGAUUGCAUUUUAAAGACUUAGUAAGAAAGAAGAAUGUAAAGGUAAUUAAUGAUGUUUAUAUCAUUUCCAUGUUGAAAUCAUAACAUACACAUUUCAAAGACAUAGUAAAAGUUUUAAAAAUUGUUUUUCUUAUUACUUAGGGGUUUAAAUGAUAAACUGCAUUUCAAAGACUUAGAGAAAAUGUAACAAUCAAUAAUUAAUAAAAAUAGUUAAUAAUU